Messenger RNA from Mangifera indica (mango), 3261 nucleotides. Its product is annotated as beta-arabinofuranosyltransferase RAY1. Lineage: Eukaryota; Viridiplantae; Streptophyta; Magnoliopsida; Sapindales; Anacardiaceae. The record is from RefSeq and is a predicted model, not a curated record. Bases 150 to 2192 code for a protein of 680 amino acids. The transcript is spliced from 6 exons. Gene Ontology annotation, molecular function: glycosyltransferase activity.
GUGGUGCCAAUCUGCCAGCCGCUCUUUUUUUUCUACUUUUUUUCAGUUGAAGUUCCACUCUUUCUUGUUCACGCCAAACCCAAUUCUACUUUUACUAAAGUACAAACGAAUCCAAUUUAUUCCAUUCCUAUUAACUUGACUUAACAAAAAUGAAGGUGUUGCAAGUGGGAGUGUUGUCAAUAUGGCUAUCUGGGCUCCUCUUCAUUGCUCUCAACUUUUAUGCUACUCGUAACUUAACUAUCUUCAACAGUGAUCGAAUUAACCAUAACCACUUUAAUCACAGCGGUCCGAAAAUUGCAAUAUUCACUGCUCCUGCCCCCUUUAUAGGUUCUAUUGGAUCCAGUCAGAGUUUAGCUAUGCGGUCUUGGCUUGGUCUGUCACCGCAAAUAACUGUUCUUCUCUUCACCCAACACCCUUCUGCGGUUGCUUUUGCUAGGGAUUUUGGUUCCCGACUAAUGGUUGAACCCAAUAUUGAUUUCACGUUCCUUGGCACUCCAUUCUUUCACUCGAUGAUGGCUAGAGCAUGGGCAUUUACCUCUGACAUAUAUGUUUUGAUAGAUCCUGAUACUAUUCUCCUGCCUGACUUCAUUUUUAUGCUGAAUCGUGCUUACAAGAUUAACAGGGAUUGGCUCCUUGUUGCUUCAUCACACAAUGUUUCCCGUUUUCCAUUCUACUUGAGUGAUGAUGGAAAACAAUGGCUAACUAAGGAUGGGAGAAGGGUUAGAACCCAUGAGUUUCAGGAGAUUCUUGAUCAGAGUCAGCAGGGGAAUCUUUGUGAAGGGAAAAUGCUAAUGGCAUGGAACAGUGGGGAGCUACCCUUAAACAAUGGAGUCUUCCCUCCUUUCUUGUUUGGGAAGGGGACUCACAACCCCUGGGUCAUUAGUGAGGCCUUGUUGUGUGAAUUAAGAUUUGUGUUUGAUGCUAGUUUGACUGUCUCAAGUUUUUCUUUGAAUGAUCCUGUGCAUUGGUCUAAUCAGUUUGGCAGAGUAUCCCAUGUUACUGAUGCAGAAAAGAGAAACUGGGAAUAUGUUGGCAAUUCUCAUCUUGGAGCGCUAUAUGGAUCGUCUUCCUUUCAUGAAAUUAAUUCUUCUUGUUUGGCAAAAGUUAUGAAUUGCUACGGGAAAUAUAAUUUUGUCAAUAUGGCAAAAAAUACCGUUUUUCCAGUUAUACAUGAGAGGCCAUUCACCUGGAAGGAAAAAUUCUUCCAUUCUUCAAGUUUAAAGAAAACUAUGGCUUGUGUUGAUGAUACUGAAGCAUCCAACAGAAGAUUAGACUGCUCCCUCACAGAUCAGUUAAAGACCUCUGCUCCAUUAGAUUAUCCAUUUCCAUUAGAGUCACUUCUUUCAGUCGUUGCAGACAAGAAUAGGACAGUUGUGCUUGCAGUUGCUGGAUAUAGCUACAAGGAUAUGCUGAUGAGUUGGGUAUGCAGAUUACGCCUCCUCAGAGUCACUAAUUUUGUGGUUUGUGCACUAGACCAUGAAACCUAUCAGUUUUCAAUCUUGCAGGGCCUGCCUGUUUUCAAUGAUCCAUCAGCUCCAAGUAAUAUCAGCUUUAAUGAUUGCCACUUUGGAACAAAAUGCUUUCAGAGGGUUACCAAAGUGAAGUCCAGAAUAGUUUUGCAGAUACUGAAGCUAGGAUACAAUGUGCUUUUGAGUGAUGUGGAUGUGUAUUGGUUCAGAAAUCCAUUGCCGUUGCUUUACUCUUUUGGUCUCUCUGUUCUUGCGGCACAGUCAGAUGAGCACAACAGAACAGGACCUAUAAACCUGCCAAGACGCCUGAACUCUGGCUUCUACUUUGCUCGUUCUAAUAAUUUAACAAUUGCUGCUAUGGAAAAAGUGGUGAAGCAUGCUGCGACUUCUGGCCUAUCUGAGCAGCCAAGCUUCUACGACACUUUAUGCGGCGAAGGUGGGUCCAAUCGUGUGGGUGAUAAUAAAUGUGUGGAGCCUGAAACGAACUUAACAGUUCAUUUCUUGGACAGAAAACUUUUCCCAAAUGGGGCUUACUUAGACUUGUGGCUGAAGAAAAAUGUGAAAGGAGCCUGUGCAAAGAUAGGUUGUCUUGUUCUUCACAAUAAUUGGAUCAGUGGGAGGUUAAAAAAAUUGGAACGUCAGGUCUUGUCAGGCCUAUGGGAGUAUGACAUUACCACAAGGAUGUGUAUACAGAGCUGGCACAAAACCAAGUUGAUGAGUUAAAUUUGACACUUGGUGAUUUUUCUUAUUCUUAUCUGAUGCUACCUUUGGUAACACCGUGGGAGCAAGGAGAUGUAGAUACUUUUCUUUUAUAUUUCCUUCAAUGCUGGGCCUUGGAUUCAUCACUACUAUUGUGAGAAAAUAUUAAAUUACGGAAAGCCGGCCAAGGGAAACAAAGGUAUAACCAACCCACACAAUGUACCGAGAAUUUUGAAAUACUUACAAGCUAUGAUGUUUCCACUUCCCCUGCAAGAAGACUCUAAUGAAAUUUUUGGGUCAGACAGCUACUGAUUGCCAGCAAUGCUGCAGCUUUGUGGUCAAUUGUUGGGGCGAGGCAGGCAAAAGGAUGUCAGUUCCAGAAGAAAUAAAGAAUUUAGAGGAGCUCCCGUAUCUCUGGACACCACCUCACUAUCAAAGGAUAUUUCUGUGAGGAUAGUUCAUGCUGGUGGGCGAGAAGAGCUGUACCAAAAUGAAGUUUCUGUUUCUCAAUUGAUGGAAAAAUAUCCUGGGAUGUGUGUCGCUCGACCUGAAGUUUUCAAAAAACCCCAUGAAUCCCUUUUGUGGCCCGAAGAAAACCUAUUGCCUGGUCAGAAAUAUUAUAUGAUUCCAACUUCUACAGCAAAGAAACUGAAGCGAAGAUACCACAGUAAGGUUAGAUUCAAAGCACCUGCGGAAGGCAUAGAUAUGUCAGAUGCAAGGAUCACUUGGGAUACAAAGAGAGAUAAUAUGCAUGAACCUGCUCGAUCUGCAAAAGAAUUUUAUAUUGCCAAGGGCAGAGGGUCAGGACAGUCAAAGAGAAGAGGUGGAAAAGGAAAGAAGCCUUUUAUACCACCCCUUCCAAAAGGAAGAAUUGGCCUUGGAUCCAGUUGGGAGCCAAGUUUAACCUCUGUACAAGAAGUUUCUCCAUGACGCUGUUCAUGACGGCUCAAACCUCUUAUGUUUUCUGUUAUAUUGUCUUUAAAAGCAGUUGAAUUCUUAACGUUUUGACGUUUCUUUUUUGAACUAUCUUCCUUGAUUAUAUUUAGUUUUAUAUAUUGUGGCUUAUAAAUAUUAGAAUUCUUCUGUUUCCCCA